Symbiodinium pilosum is the source of this 1065-nucleotide messenger RNA. Lineage: Eukaryota; Dinophyceae; Suessiales; Symbiodiniaceae. The record is from the annotation of a GenBank genome assembly.
AUGGCAUUCCAAGUCCAGUAUCGAGGGCUUGAAGCAGGCCACCGACUGGGCUACAGAGGUUUGGAACGACCUGCCAACGAGGUGUGGCCUCAUGCAGAGACUGCCUUUGAGGUCUUGGAUGUUUUCUUUGGGGUUGUCUUCACACUCGAGCUGCUUUUGAAGUUCUUGGGGAGUUCGCUUGAGUUCUUCAAGGACGUGUGGAAUCUGCUGGAUGGUCUGGUCCUGGCGAUCUGGUACGUGGAGCGGAUGACGGCAACUGCAUUUCCGCUGGAUCCAAUGAUUUUGCGGCUCUUCCGUCUGACUCGCCUCAUGCGGAUGGUCAGGCUGGUCAAGAUAUUCGAGCAGUGUGACGCCCUGUACUUGAUGCUGACCUCGAUUCGAGCAUCAUUUGCUGCACUGGCCUGGUCGAGCGCCCUGCUGGUGUUGAUCCAGAUGAUGCUUGCCCUGGCAAUGGUGACGAUAGUCGAGCCAUACUUGACAAAUCCCAACAGUCCAGGAGAUCGCUACGACGUUUACAAGUACUACGGGACUUUCACGCGUGCUAUGCUUACCUUGUUUGAGAUCACCCUGGGAAACUUUGUCCCCGUCACUCGCCUGAUGAUGAGCGAUGUGUCUGAAAUCUACGUUGUGUUUGCGCUAAUUCACAAGCUGGUGAUUGGCUUUGCGGUGGUGAUGGUCAUCACGGGUGUCUUCAUUCAAGAGACCGUGACCGUGGCACAAACAGACAACACGAUCAUGCUGACGCAGAAAGAGCGUGCUCUAAAUCUGCACAUGUCCAAAAUGACGGCAUUAUUCAAAGCAGCCGACUUCGACGAGAGCGGCCGGUUGGAUCGCGGCGAAUGGUUGCAGGUGUGUGACGACUACUCCGUGCAGCUCUGGCUGGCUGCUAUGGGGCUAGACGUCAGCAACGCAGCACUUGUCCAUGAGCUGAUAUGCGCUGCCACUGGGUUGGAGGAUCUUUGUGCGAAAGACCUGGUCAUGGGCGUGGCGCGUCUCAAAGGCGCUGCCAGGAACAUUGAUAUGGCACUCUUCCGGAAAGACGCUGGGCCGUACAACGGGGCUUAA